CCGCCAGCCAUCAUCCACCAAAAAGUUCCAAGCUCUCCAACAACGACGCGACAAACCCAAUCCACGCGAAUAUCCAUCCAGAAGAGACUCGAUAACCACACCCUUGGGUCAUUGAUAUCUACCAAACACAUUCGUCGUCAUGGCGCAAAAUCGCCAUUGGGAGCAAGACAAAGAUGCGACCGUCUACAUUGGCAACAUUGACGAGCGCGCGCCGCCCGCCAUGAUCUACGAGAUCAUGCUCCAGAUGGGCCCCAUCCACAACAUCCACAUGCCGCGCGACCGCGUCACCCAAUCCCACCAGGGCUUCGGCUUCGUCGAGUUCCGCACGCCCACCGACGCCGAGUACGCGGCCGCCGUCAUGAACGGCGUCAAGCUCUACGGCAAGUCCCUUCGCGUCAACAAGGCGAGCGCCGACAAGCAGAAGACGGCCGACGUCGGCGCCGAGCUCUUCAUCGGCAACCUCGACCCCAUGGUCGACGAGAAGAUCCUCUACGACACCUUUAGCCGCUUCGGCCCCCUCCUCAGCCUCCCCAAGGUCGCGCGCGAGGACAGCGGCGCCAGCAAGGGCUUUGGCUUUGUCAGCUUUGGCGACUUUGAGAGCAGUGACGCCGCCGUCGCCAACCUCCACGGCCAGUACAUCCUCAGCAAGGAGGUCUCGGUCCAGUACGCCUUCAAGAAGGACGGCCGGGGUGAGCGACACGGCGACCAGGCCGAGCGCGAGCUGGCCGCCCAGGCCAAGAGUCGCAACAUUGUCCCCGAGGCCCAGCCCAUGCCGCAAGGUUUCCUCAACCCCCCACAAGCUCCCAUGGCAGCGCCGCCGGCCCCCGUCCCCGUUGGAUUCGACCCCUCGGCCAUAGGUGGCGUGCCGCCUCCUGGCUUUCCAGGCGUCCCACCACCACUCGGCGCACCCGCCGGCUUCGCGGCGCCUCCACGUGGCCCAUCGCCCUAUCAAAACGCCCCUGGCGCUCCUCCUCCGCCAGGCGCUGUCCCAGGACGCGGCGCGGUACCAUUACCACCGGCACCGGCCGGUCUGCCCUCCAGGCCUCCCCAGGGACAACCUGUGGGCUUCACCAAUCCGGCCGAUUUCCAUCCUGGCUACAGGCCGCAGAGUGGCUCGCCCGCCCCUCCGCCGCAGGGCUUCCCGGGGGCACCGCCGCCCGGAUUCACGCCGCCUCCCGGGUUCACGCCGCCUCCUGGUGGUGCCCCUGGCAUGCCUGGUGCACCACCGCCAGGUUUUGCGCCUCCUCCUGGCUUCCAGCCGCCGCCCGGCUUUGGGGGGAGAUAGUAGUACAAGAAAAGGCGGAGAGGACAUGUCAUAUUGCAUUGGGAGGCGUUUUGGGAUUGUUCUUUGGGCGCAUGGACAGAGCGAUUUAUCGAAGACACUUGUAGUUUUGAGUCCUCGCGCGGUUGUCUGAUUACCAGAUAUAUAAGAUGUACAAAACAUGCAUGCCCCCUUUUUUCUUCCUAGUAUGGUCCCAUCUUUU
Messenger RNA from Emericellopsis atlantica, 1484 nucleotides. RefSeq lists its product as uncharacterized. Gene Ontology annotation, cellular component: nucleolus; U12-type spliceosomal complex. The coding region runs from base 140 to 1285 and encodes 381 amino acids. Lineage: Eukaryota; Fungi; Ascomycota; Sordariomycetes; Hypocreales; Bionectriaceae. Gene Ontology annotation, biological process: positive regulation of mRNA splicing, via spliceosome. The transcript has 2 exons. Gene Ontology annotation, molecular function: RNA binding. The record is from RefSeq and is a predicted model, not a curated record.